AUGACGAAAAGAAUUUCAGACCGAGUAAUUCUAUGUUGGCUUGAUUUGGAAGCCCGGAACAUAGAAGACAAUAUUCAUCGAAAGAUUGAACAACUUCGGAGAAAUGUUUAUGCUGUGCAUUCAUUUGAUGAAUGGGAUGCCUGUAUUGAUUUUAUAACAUCAGUCGAUGAACAAGAUAUUAUUUAUCUCGUCGUUAAACCUGAACAUCUAAAUGAUGAAUCUCUAUCGUUAUUUGAUUCAAUUCCUCAACUGAAAUCAAUUUUUCUAUUAUGUAACAAUAAUAGAAAUUACUAUCGCGAACGACUAAAAUCUUCCAGGAAAAUAAUUCUAAUUCAGGAUAACAAUAAUAAUCUGACUUCUAAUCAAAUCGAACAAAAUAUUCGACAAAAUGCAAAUCAAGAAAUUGUUUUUCAAAUAUUUCGUUCACAAAAUGACCAGAUUACCGAUGCAUCCUUAUUGAAUCAACUCGAUACAUCAUUUAUGUAUUCGCAAUUGAUUAAAGAAAUGCUUGUUGACGCUGAAGUCGAAUACACUGACGACAACAUAAAUGAUUUCAUUGAUAUUUGUCUUGCUGAAAAUCAAGACAAUCAAAUGCAAUCAGAAAAUCUUAGAUCUUUUCGAAAUACCUACAAACAACAUUCGCCAGUUUGGUGGUAUACGAAAGAAUCAUUUCUCUAUUCCGCAGUGAACAAAGCAUUACGAAUGCCAGACAUGACUAUGUUAAUCGCAAUGGGUUUUUUCAUUCGUGAUCUUCAUUUACAACUAAUUGAAUUACAGGAGACCGAUAUAGAAAAUCAAUCGUUUUCAAUGCUUUAUCGUGGUCAAAGUAUGACCAUGAAAGAUUUCGAACGUCUUCAUCAACAAAUCGGUGGUCUCAUUUCUUUUAAUAAUUUCCUUUCGACUAGUUCGGAUUAUGAUGUAUCACUUAUGUUUGCUCGUAGUGCUCGGGAUAAUCCAUUACAUGUUGGCAUCUUCUUUUCUAUUCAACCAAAUGCAGCCAUAAUGACACAGGAUAAAAAAUCUCUAUAUCCAUUUGCUUCAUUGAGAAAUGUUAGCUAUUAUCCAAAUGAAAAUGAAAUUCUUUUUUCUAUGCAUACAAUUUUUCGAAUUAAAAAUGUUCAUGAGAUCGAUGAACGUUUGUGGCAAAUCGAUUUAAAUUUCACCAAUGAUCAAGAUGAACAACUUAAUAUUCUUCUUAAACAAUUACGUUCCGAGAUCUAUGUACCAGGCGUAUUCAACGUAGAUAAAGUUGGACAACUUUGUUUGAAGAUAGGUGAUUAUGAUGGAGCAUUAGAAGUUUACAAUACAUUACUACAGAUGUUUCCUGAUAGUUUAGUUUUUCUCUGUUAUGUUCAUAAUCAUCUUGGUUUAGCGUAUCAACAUUUGGAUCAAAUCGAUCAAGCACUCAUUCACUAUGAAAAAUCCAUUGAAAUUCGACGUUCAUUGGAAGAUGAGGGCAAUCAGGAUGGAUAUUCAUUGGUGACUUAUGCAAAUCUCAGCACUCUUUAUGCAAAGAAAGGUGAUCUAGUUCGAGCUCGGCUUAAUUGUGAGCAUGCACUUGCUUUAGCUAAACAAAGCAAAUAUACUGAAACUGAAAACCCGAUCGUAUAUAGUUAUCACUUAUCGAAUUUGGCAUUCAUUAUACAUGCUGAAGGUAAACUCGAAGAGUCGAUCGAGACUUAUCGAAAAGUCAUUGCAUUACGGCUCGAAUAUUUACCUUCGAAUCAUCCCGAGUUAUCUGUAGAAUACAGUAAUUUAGCUGUAGUUUAUAGUGAAAACAAAGAUUAUUCAUCAUCUAUUGAAUGUUUCCAUCGUUCUCUCGGCAUUGCCGAGAAGUCACUGCCAGACAAUCACGAUCGGCUAGCUACAAUACACUUCAAUAUUAGUGUAGCGAAUGAAAAUUUGGCGAACUAUGAAGAAGCACUGAAACACAUUACUAAAGCAGUGGACAAAGCACGGUUAUCGCCAACAUUCAAUCAAGAAAACCUCAACCAAUGGAUUCAAUGUAUGCAGCAAAUCCAAGAAAAAAUAAACGCACAUUAA
Rotaria socialis is the source of this 2043-nucleotide messenger RNA. The record is from the annotation of a GenBank genome assembly. Lineage: Eukaryota; Metazoa; Rotifera; Eurotatoria; Philodinida; Philodinidae.